UGCGAAAUAUACGCUUUUAUCCGUGACCGCGUUUCAUUUCAAAAGUGUCACUGACAGAUGUCACAGCGCAAAUUACACCGACGUCGGUCACGUCGCCCGUUGUGUCAACUGUCAAACCGGCCAAAAUGGAGCCGGACGCCUUCCCCGCGGUACUCAAAGGUUCCAAACAGAGAGUACCGCCUCCCGUCCCUCCUAGGGGUUCUCCUAAAGGGAAACGUGGCGGUCAUCAGCCGACUUUUGAUGCCAAAGGUGACUUUUUUGACGACGAUCUUUAUCGGCAUGAUUUUAACGAUAUUGCAUGCCACGCUUUAGACCUUAAAUUAGAUUUAGAGGCUGUAAAGCCGCCAAAUUUGUUUGCCCAAUCGAAUAUGAUGGCCAAAUUCGACAUGAAAGAUGCUAUGGACAACUUGGAUGGUGAGUUUGAUGACAAAUCCUUCACCGAUUCGAGUGAAGAUGAGAUUAUUAUAGAGGAAAUCAAAGAUAUCAAAUACAAGACAGUUAAAGAUACAACGGUAAAGAAAGGCCGUUAUCCGUUUCUUAAGAAAUUCGGAAAGAAGACACCGACUCCAGUUAAAAUUGUCCAAGUCGAAGAGUAUAUGUCUGAAUCUGAAGACGAAAGGACUGUUAAAAAAACUGAAAUGCCAACCAAAAAGCCAGAAACACCUGAAAGGGUGUAUGAGGGAGAAAUAUACGAGCCAGUUGAUAUAAUUGAAAAGAGAGAGGUUAGAAAAAAUAAAGAAAUAGAACAACCUAGACUAAUGCAGAGUAUGUCCGAUGAAGAUGUUAUUGAUCCGCCACAAGAAAGAGAGGCAUUCAAAGUAGAAAAAAUAGAGAUAAAUGAUGAAAAACCCGAAAGAACAAAAAAAAUUAUGUCGGGGCUAUCAAAGAAAUUCAUAUUCACACAAUCCAAGAAAGAGAGAAAGAUUAAACCAAAAAUAGAAAUAAAGACUUACUCAGAAGAACAUGGACAAACAUCACAAGAAGAGGAGAUAUGCCACGAGAAAGCUAAGACUCAAAUUGAUAUGUUUCAAAACAUUUUGAAGUCUGAAACCAGCUCAGUAGCGUCAAGGGUGGAGAAACCAAAAAAACGACCAGCACCCAAACCGCCAAUCCAGCUCCAAGUACCGAAUGUUACAGAUAAAAUCCGAAAGUUUUCAGUCACAGUGGUCCCGGAAAGCCGCCCGAGACAUUUUGGCGAAAUCAAAAAGACGAGUUUGAGGAGAUCCAAUCGAAGGAUACUUCGUAUGAUGAAGGAGUUUGAGAUAGAAUUGUAAAUGGCUUAAUAAAUCUUUUUGUCUGUUUUUAUUUUAUUACUAAGCAUGUCCUCGGUUAUAGAAUGGUAUAUAUUUUGAAUGUUUGGUGUUUAACGAACCAAACUCCACUAAAAGCACUUUCGAGAUCGGGUCGCAAAGUUACGCCUAGUUUUUUGUUUUAUAUCCAACAUCAUUAUUUCAUCAUACAUCAUACUUUUUCUCGUAGACAAUGCACAGCGAGCUUUAAAAACCUGCAUGUUUUUUAUCUUGUCUAUAUCUUAGACA
Messenger RNA from Pieris brassicae (large cabbage white), 1538 nucleotides. RefSeq lists its product as uncharacterized. NCBI's taxonomy places the organism in Eukaryota, Metazoa, Arthropoda, Insecta, Lepidoptera, Pieridae. The transcript has a single exon. The coding region runs from base 126 to 1274 and encodes 382 amino acids. The record is from RefSeq and is a predicted model, not a curated record.